Protobothrops mucrosquamatus (brown spotted pit viper) is the source of this 1340-nucleotide messenger RNA. It is a transcript of the gene TOB2, whose product is annotated as transducer of ERBB2, 2. Gene Ontology annotation, cellular component: cytoplasm; nucleus. The coding region runs from base 262 to 1281 and encodes 339 amino acids. The record is from RefSeq and is a predicted model, not a curated record. Lineage: Eukaryota; Metazoa; Chordata; Lepidosauria; Squamata; Viperidae. The transcript has 3 exons. Gene Ontology annotation, biological process: regulation of gene expression. Gene Ontology annotation, molecular function: transcription corepressor activity.
GGGCGUUCCGUUUUGUAACAGAUGCUGAAUUCGUGAGGUAGUUAAACGGCUCCGGAGACCACCCGAAUUGGGAGGAGGCCAAAGGAGCUGCUCGCAGAGAUACCUAUGGAAAGUCCACAAACAGGACAUGAGGGCGGCCCUCUUCUCAUUGGUUCACAGCAGCUGAUAAUCAGAGGAUUGUUUGGAGCCAAAAUCCAUUUAUGGUUGUAUCCUUUGUCUAUUUUUAAUAUACUGCCCUAAUUUGCUUGCUGUAAAGGGAGUAUGCAUCUAGAGAUCAAAGUUGCUCUGAACUUCAUCAUCUCAUAUCUGUACAACAAGCUUCCACGGAGGCGAGCUGACUUGUUUGGUGAAGAGCUAGAGAGGCUGCUAAAAAAGAAAUAUGAAGGUCACUGGUAUCCAGAGAAACCUCUGAAAGGUUCUGGCUACCGUUGUGUUCACAUUGGAGAAACUGUGGACCCCGUAGUAGAAAUGGCAGCCAAGAGGAGUGGACUUGCUGUAGAGGAUGUACGAGCCAAUGUUCCCGAAGAACUCAGUGUUUGGGUUGAUCCCUUUGAGGUCUCUUACCAAAUUGGUGAGAAAGGGUCAGUCAAGGUCCUCUAUCUGGAUGACAGUGAGGGCUGCAGUGCAGUUGAGUUGGACAAGGAGAUCAAGAGCAGUUUCAAUCCUGAUGCACAGGUGUUUGUACCUAUUGGAAGCCAGGACAAUUCCUUGUCUAAUUCUCCAUCUCCAUCUUUUGGUCAGUCACCUAGCCCUACAUUCAUCCCACGAUCUGCUCAGCCAAUUACUUUUACCACUGCUACAUUUGCUGCCACAAAGUUUGGCUCAACUAAGAUGAAGAAAGGUGGAGGAGCUGGAGCAAGCACCAAUGGUACAGGGGUUCCACAGCAGCCACAACGUUCGGUCCGUUCACCCACCAAUAGUCUGCUGAAGCACAAAGGCCUUUCCCUGUCUAUGCAUUCUCUGAACUUCAUCGGGGGCAGCCCAGCCCCUCAGUCUCAACUCUCCCCCAAUGCCAAGGAGUUUGUUUACAAUGGUGGAUCACCAGGAGCCAGCAGCCUCUUCUUUGAUAGUGUAGCCACUGAAAACCAGGCUGGUAGCAUUCCUCCUCCAUCACAGUUCAGUGCCAGUAAUGGCAGCAGCUUUGACAUGGCUCAGGUUUUUGGUGGAAGCACCAACAGCCUUUUUCUGGAGAAGACACCCUUUGUGGAAGGACUCAGCUACAAUCUGAAUGCCAUGCAGUAUCCCAGUCAGUCGUUCCAGCCAGUGGUUUUGGCCAACUGACCACCACAUGAGUAUUCUGGGGAAAACCACUUCCAAAAAAAAAACAAAAAAAAACCUGA